Molecule: messenger RNA, 1420 nt
Organism: Talpa occidentalis (Iberian mole)
Lineage: Eukaryota; Metazoa; Chordata; Mammalia; Eulipotyphla; Talpidae
Gene: IGBP1
Product: immunoglobulin binding protein 1
Exons: 6
Coding region: 51-1073 (340 amino acids)
Biological process (GO): regulation of dephosphorylation; regulation of signal transduction
Cellular component (GO): cytosol
Molecular function (GO): protein phosphatase 2A binding
Source: RefSeq, a predicted model, not a curated record
GUUGCCUUUGAUCCCGGAAGUGAAGCCCCCAGGUUCCUCCUCCCUCAAAGAUGGCAUCCUCUGAGCAAGACUUGGAGCCGCCGCGGCUCCCCGAUCUCUUCGAAACCAGCAAGCAGCUUCUGGACGAGGUGGAAGUAGCGUCUGAACCCGCUGGCUCCCGCAUAGUCCAGGAGAAGGUCUUCAAGGGAUUAGAGCUCCUUAAGAAGGCCACCGAAAUGUUAUCACAGCUCGAUUUGUUCAGCCAAAAUGAAGAAUUAGAAGAGAUAGCUUCCACCGACCUGAAGUACCUGUUGGUGCCGGCAUUUCAAGGAGCGCUCACCAUGAAACAAGUCAACCCCAGCAAGCGCCUAGAACAUUUGCAGUGGGCUCGAGAACACUUUUUAAACUACUUGACUCAGUGCCAGUGCUAUCACAUAGCAGAAUUUGCGCUGCCCAAAACCAAGGACGACUCAGAGGAAAAUAACACAGCUCAUUCCUCCGUGGCCUAUCCUAACCUCGUUGAAAUGGCAUCUCAAAGACAGGCUAAAAUAGAGAGAUACAAGCAGAAAAAGGAGUUGGAACAUAGGUUGUCUGCACUGAAAUCUGCUGUGGAAAGUGGUGAAGCAGAUGAGGAGUUUGUCCGUGAAUAUUACCUCCUUCACAUUCGAAGAUGGAUUGGCAUCAGCUUGGAAGAGAUCGAGAGCAUUGACCAGGAGAUAAAGAUCCUGAAAGGAAGAAACUCUGCAGAGGCAUCAACUUCUCAUUCAUCUCAACAAGACAAGCCUCCAGUGAAACCCUUUAUUCUCACUCGGAACGUAGCCCAAGCCAAAGUAUUUGGAGCUGGUUAUCCAAGUCUGGCGACUAUGACGGUGAAUGACUGGUACGAACAGCAUCGGAAAUAUGGAGCAUUACCAGAUCAGGGGAUAGCCAAGCCCACACCAGAGUUUGAGCUCGCCAGAGCAUCUCAGCAACAGGAAGGUCAGGAACAAAAGGAGGAAGAGGAUGACGAGGAAACACUCCACCGAGCACGGGAGUGGGAUGACUGGAAGGACACCCAUCCUAGGGGCUAUGGCAACCGACAGAACAUGGGUUAAUCUCCACACAAGAAGACAGGACUACAGGGGUCAACACCUCCCUGCCAAGUAAAGCUGUGCAGUCUUACACUCCCUGGGCUCCUGCUUUAAUUGUGUGCAACCAAGGCAAGGAUGCUUAAUCCUACUUUGUGUUCAAUAAAGUGUUGAAUGAUUAAGUGUGUAUUCGUACCCUGGAUGAUGAGGCAGCAGUGUUAUUUUGGCAUUAUCCUCAUUAUGCUAUGUUCCAGUUUCGUAAGUAAAAAGAAAAGAGCACUGAGAAAUGGCUCUGUAUCGUCCGUGUAUGCAUUCUCUUUAAAAAAAUAAUAAAAGGCCCUUCUGUUACAUAAACCUGUGUAGAAAUAAUGGGU